Messenger RNA from Rotaria sp. Silwood1, 5613 nucleotides. The record is from the annotation of a GenBank genome assembly. NCBI's taxonomy places the organism in Eukaryota, Metazoa, Rotifera, Eurotatoria, Philodinida, Philodinidae.
AUGUAUCAAGAACUAAGCUGGUUUGAAACAUUGAAACCAGGUGAACUAGUGAAUCAUUUUAUUGAAGACUUGAAUAAUAUUCGUGAAGGUAUUGGCUUGAAUAUUGUUGAUUUAUUAUGCACAACUGCUAAUUCUCUUGGUAGUCUUACAUUCUCAUUUUAUGUUGGUUGGAAAUUAACAUUAGUUUUUCUAAGUACGACGCCUAUUAUUGUAGCUGCUUUUAUCAUUACAAGACAAAUAGGAACUGCAUAUACAGCUAGAGAAAAAACUGCAUCUACCAGCUCCAAUGCUAUUGUAAAAGAAAGUUUAACUGCAAUAAAAACUGUUACAGCCUAUGGUGGACAACAAAAAGAACUCAAGAAGUCUGGUCUCGAGUUUGUUCGAACGGAAUGUAGAAACUACAAUGCUGGAACUGUCAUAGUCGUUUUUGUUACUUGUUUAAUGUCAACAUUUGGUUUAACGAAAUUACAACCAAUAAUUCAAAGCAUGAUUGACACUUCUAUAUCUCUGCAUUUCAUUUUUAAUAUCAUUGAAAGAAAAUCAGAGAUUAAUGCGUCAGAAAAUGAAGGUAAAAUAGAAGUACCAUUGAAUACAUCAAGAGAUAUCACAUUUGAUAAUGUUGAAUUUGUGUAUAAAUCACGAGAAACUCCAAACUUUAACCUUGUUAUUCCAUCAGGAAAAAUAACUGCUAUUAUUGGUGAAUCCGGAUGUGGAAAAAGUACAGUAUUUAAAUUAAUUCAACGUGUAUAUGAUCCAACAAAAGGCCGGUUGCAUCAAAACAAAAUAUCAUUUAUAUUAAUAUCAUAUAUUUUCGUCACGGCUACCGGUACAAGAUCUCAAGUUAAAAAAUAUAAUAAAAAAUUAUUACCAUAUACCAUUAUUACUAAUUCAUCAUCUCAUAUAAUUGCAACAACUAAUUCAAUUGUUAAUCAAACAUUUAAUACACAUACAAUGGCUGAUCAAACAUUAUUAGCAAAAGCUCGAAAAGCUCGAUUUGAUGAUUUACCAAAUUUUUCAGGACAUCCUUCUGAGGAUGUUGAACGAUUUUUAAAAUGCAUUAAAAAUAUUACCAAAGCCAAUGCUGAAUCAGAAAAUAAAGAAAUUCUUGAAAUUGUACGUGGUAAAUUAACUCAAUCAGCAGGCUUAUGGUUUGAUAACAAUGAACAUAAUUUUAAAAAAUGGUCAGAUUUCGAAGUCCAAUUUCGAAAUCGUUAUUUCUCAACAACAAUGAUCCAUAAAAAGUUUGAUCAAUUAAAGCAACGAAAACAAUUACAUAAUGAACCUGUUACUGCUUAUAUUGAUGAUGUCAUUAAUUUAUGUCGUGAAAUUGAUCCAACUAUGUCAGAUUCAAUUAUCAUUCAACAUCUGAUGAGUGGUAUUAAUCCUGAUUUUAAAAAAGAAAUUUCUCGGCAUGAAUCAUGUUUAUAUAACUUAAAUGAAUUUUUAAAAUAUGCCAAAAUUGAACAAGAUUUACAUGAUACAUUUGAUAAAUCUCAACAAUUAUCAUUCGAAUAUACACAACAAAAUGUUUUAAAUAAUUAUCGACCAUUUACUUCAGUUACAACCACAGUUAAACAACCUAGACAACAAUAUCAAUUUAUGAAACAAAACAAAUUUUUAUCACAUACAUUACCCACACAGAGCUCCAUUAUUAAUCGGAACUCGAACUACCAACCAGCACUUCAAUCAACAUAUGUACCUGACGAACAUUCACAAGAAAAGAUAUUCACAAAUAAAUAUAUCAAUAAUCAACCAGCCUCACAGCAACAAUAUAAUCCUUGUAAAUUGUACAAUGUCUCCACAUUUUCAAUAACUGGGUCACAUGAUGGCGGUGUUCCCAGUCAAUGUAUUCAGCCAUCAACAACAACAUCUUCUCCCGUUUAUAUCAAGAUUCGUGUUAACAAUCAACCAACUGAAGCAAUUGUUGAUACCGGCUCCGCCAUCUCAAUCAUUCAUGCAAAUUUUCUCAAAACUAUUCAUCAUGAAAAUUUUAUUUAUAACAAUUAUAUAUGUCAAACAGCAAAUUCAACACCACUUAAUAUAAUCGGUCAAAUUAAAUUAGAACUAAGACUUAAAUCAACAACAACAUACGUCAUCGCUCAUGUGGCAACAAAUUUAAUUACAUCUGUAUUAUUAGGUAAUGACUGGAUUAAUUCAAAUCAUGUUCAUCUAUUUGGUGAUCAACAACAAUUGACUAUUCCUGAUCAACAUGAUCAAUUAAUAUCGAUUUCAUACGUAGCACCUACAUCUAUUAAUUAUCCAGCAUUAUUAAUUGAUCAAAUUACUCUUCCACCAUACUCACAAAUAUUAGUUGAUAUUUCAUGUGAAAUUAACAAUGAUAAUAAUCUGAUAUUUGAACCAUAUUCAAACUAUGCCUCAAAAUUUAUUUUUAUACCACAUACAUUAUUAAAUAUCAACAAUCAUAAAGCUAAAAUAUUACUAAUCAAUGCUCAGAAUCAACAAACAAUAUUACCAAGAAAUACACGAAUCGGAACUCUUUCUCGUCCCUCAACUUACACAAUAUGUUUUAGUACAUCAAGUCCAACAAAACAAAAUUCAUCUUUCAAUAAAUAUAAUCAAUCAACAUCCAGAAAUUCAACCAAAUUAAAAUGUAGAGCUGUCACACAUAAAAAUGACAACUCGGAAGAAGAAAAAUUAGAUAUUAUUUGUGAUAAUUGCAAUGAAUAUUUUUUAUCUGGUAAUGAUUUACAAAAACAUUUACGAGCAAAAUGCUACUCUGAUGAAAUUCGUCAAAAAAUAUUCGAUUUAACAAAACAUAUAGGAAAUGAAAAAAACCGUUCGAAAAUUGAAGAUAUAUUAUGGCAUAAUAAAAUUCUAUUCGAUCCUACACCAUCCAUUAUUAACAUUCCACCACAAUCAGCAAUCAAGACAGGUGAUCAUCCACCUAUUUACUCAAAACAAUAUUCGUCUUCUUUAAAAGAUCAAGAUAUUAAAUUGCAAGAAACACAAAAAUUAUUAGAACGUGGUCAAAUUGAAGAAUCAACUUCUCCAUGGUCAUCACCUAUUGUUCUUGUUAAGAAAAAAGACAAAACAAUGCGAUUUUGCAUUGAUUAUCGACGAUUAAAUACUAUUACAAUUAAAGAUGCAUUUCCAUUACCCCGUAUUGAUGAAAUUUUUGAUCAAUUAUCCGAUGCAAUGUAUUACACAAAAUUUGAUUUUAAAUCUGGUUAUUUCCAGGUACCUCUAUCUAAAGAGGACCGACCUAAAACUGCAUUUUCAACUCGUGACAACCAUUAUCAAUUUACUGUAUUACCCCAAGGAAUUACAAAUGGACCAGCAACAUUUCAACGUGUAAUAAAUCAUAUAUUAGGGCCUGCGAGAUGGAAAUAUGCAUUAGCAUAUAUCGAUGAUGUAAUUAUUUUUUCGAAAACAUUUGAAGAACAUUUAAUACACCUUAAUGAUAUUUGUACAAUAUUAAAAAAUGCUCGAUUUCGUCUGAAUCCAGACAAAUGUGAAAUUGCUCAAACUGAAACAGAUUAUCUUGGACACAAUAUAAAGAAUGGUGAAAUUCGUCCAAGUUCUCAUAAUAUUAAUGGUUUAUUGAAUACCAGAUUACCACAAACUGCAGAUGAAGCUUGUAAAUUUGUUAAAGCAGCUGAAUAUUAUCGCAAAUUUAUUCCCAAUUUUUCUCAAAUCGCUGAACCACUUAGGAAAUUUGUUCCAACUACAAGAACUCAACAAAAGAAAGGACAAAAAACAAUGAUUACAUUAACACAAGAUGAACUUAAAGCAUUCGAACAACUUAAACAAUUUCUUACAACUGACUUAGUGUUACGAUUACCGAACAAUAGAUUCCCUUUCAAGGUUCAAACAGAUGCUUCGGAGGAGGGAAUCGGUGCAGUAUUAUUACAAAUAUAUCCAGAUGGUGAUAGACCAAUUGCAUAUCUUUCGAAGAAAUUUACACAAGCACAACGCAAAUGGUCUCCAAUGGAACAAGAAUGUUACGCAUUUAUAUGUGCAUUAGAUAAAUGGCAUAAUUAUUUAAGUGGAAUUCAAUUUACUUGGGAAACUGAUCACAAAGCAUUAACACAAUUAAACCAAAAAGCUCAAAUUAACAAACGAUGCGAGAGAUGGAGAUUAAAAAUUUUAGAAUAUGAUUUCAAGGUGAAAUACAUUCCAGGCUUAACAAAUUCUAUGCCCGAUUAUUUAUCAAGAUCUCCUGUUGAAGAUGCUGAAGAAGAUCCUGAUGAAACCACACACCUUCAUUCCAAAUCAACACAAACUGAUAUUUUAUAUGAUAACCAACAUUCAUCCAUCAUCGCAGCUGUUGAAACUCGUGCUAUGAAAUUACGAAAUAACACUUUAAAUGAACUUUCAAAUACAACAAAAUUAACAUCAGAUUCUCUACAUAAUUCUAUUCAAGAGAAUCGCACUACUCCAUUUUCAAUUGAAGAAUUAAUUCAAGCUCAACAAAAUGAUACUUAUGCAAAAAAUAUUUUUAAUAAUAUCAAGAAAUACAAACAUUAUAUUAUAAAAGACAAUAUCUUGAUGCGUCGAUCUAAAACUCCAGUUCCAUAUGUACCACAAGGUGAUUUUCGACGGACAAUUUUACAAAUAUAUCAUGAUACAGCAGCCAAUGGUGCUCACUUUGGAAGAAAUAAAACAAUACAUAAAAUUAAACAACGUUAUUUUUGGCCAUCAAUGUACAAGGAUAUUAAUAAUUAUAUCAAAUCAUGUAUCCCAUGUGCACAAUUUAAUCCUCGUCGACAAAAAACUCCGGGUACUUUACAACCAAUACAACCACCUGAUGGAGUAUGGCAAUUAGUAGCUAUGGAUUUUCAUGGACCUAUUACACCAAUAUCUCAACGCGGCAAUAAAUAUAUCAUAUCUCUUACCGAUGUUUUAUCCAAAUUCGUUGUUACCAAAGCUGUACGUGAUAAUACAGCUCAAACAGCUGUUAGAUUUCUUAAAGAAGACGUUAUCGCAAAAUUUGGAACACCUCGAUGUCUUCUUACUGACAAUGGAACACAUUUUACAUCAACGUUGAUGAAUGAAUUAUGUAAACAAAUUGGUAUCACACACUUGUAUUCAACACCAUACCAUCCUCAAACUAAUGGUCAAGUUGAAAGAUAUAAUUCAACUAUGGACGCAAAAAUUGCAGCAUUAUCAAAUUUUAAGAAAACUGAUUGGGAUGAUCAAUUACCAUUUGUUACAUUUAAUUAUAAUGCUACAAUUCAUUCAACUACAAAACAAAUACCAUUCCAAAUGAUGUACGGACGAUUACCAACAUUACCCUUCGAUUAUCAAGCCGAUAACGUCACAUUAUCAUAUGAUGCUGAACAUACCGUCAAACUCAAAAAUUUUUUGUCAAAAUUAAAUGAACAAGCCAAAUUAAAUAUUCUAAGGAAUCAAGCUCGAUACAAACAACAUUAUGAUAUUCAUCGUUCUGAUCCCUCAUAUAAUAUUGGCGAUUUAGUUCUUGUUAAAACACUCAACACCCGUCACAAAUUCGAUAUUCGUUAUGAAGGACCAUUUAGAAUUACCAAACAAUUGACACGAAAAACAUUCAUUCUUCAACACGUCAAGAAACCAACUUUACAUCGUCAAGUUACAUCAGACGUGUUAUUACCAAUAUUUGAACGUAUUUAUUAG